This is a messenger RNA of Medioppia subpectinata, 810 nucleotides long. NCBI's taxonomy places the organism in Eukaryota, Metazoa, Arthropoda, Arachnida, Sarcoptiformes, Oppiidae. The record is from the annotation of a GenBank genome assembly.
AUGAAAUUAUUGUCAAUAGUAUUAACCGUAGUAUUGGUAUCGAUAGCCGCCGGCGACUACAGUAUCGAUGACUACAAAGCUGUCGGGAAUUCGCGGAACUUUACGGGAAAAGUGGUUUUCGUGACCGGUUCCUCGUCCGGCAUCGGCGCCGGUAUUGUUAAGCUGUUCUCUAUAUUAGGGGCCAAAGUUGUAGUCACCGGUAGGAAAGCGGCCGACAUAUCAAAAGUGGCCAAAGAGUGUUACGAGUUGUCGCCGCAAAAGUUGAAACCCCUGGAAGUGGUGGCAGAUCUGACCAAAUCCGCUGACGUUAACCAUUUAAUUGACAACACUAUUACAUUUUUUGGCAAAUUAGAUGUAUUGGUCAACAAUGCGGGCAUUUAUCCGCCGACAAACAUCACUCAACCCGAUAUACUGCAGGUCUGGGACCAGAUUAUGGCCAUUGACUUGCGAUCGGUGGUAGAGCUGAUACACCGGACGGUACCACACCUGGAGAAAACCAACGGCACUAUUAUUGACAUAUCCAGCGCUGCCUCAACCACCCCAAUUCACAAUUACUUGGCGUACGCCUCGGCUAAGGCUGGACUGGAUAUGUUGGGUCGUGUAUUGGCCCUGGAAUUGGGCCCCAAAAACAUCCGGGUCAACACAAUUAACCCAGGUUUUAUACAAGUGACCGAAAAGCCCACCCCAUAUAACGAGUACCUGAGAAGCAUAACACCAAUACGCAAAAUUGGUGAACCCCUAGACGUGGCCCGAGCUGUAGCCCUAUUGGCAUCAACUGAUGCCCAGUAUAUGACCGCACUAAUAUUGUAG